Messenger RNA from Adineta steineri, 2367 nucleotides. The record is from the annotation of a GenBank genome assembly. NCBI's taxonomy places the organism in Eukaryota, Metazoa, Rotifera, Eurotatoria, Adinetida, Adinetidae.
AUGGAACAAACAAUUAAUGAUUCAAUUUUACGAUCAAAAUCUUCAAAUAUGAAUGAUUUAUCAACAACAACAAAUAACAUAAAUCAUGAUGAUGGCGGUGAUGAUGAUGAUGAAAUCGAUCAUGAUUCAGCUCAUUUAGUUGAAUUAAAUAAUCGAAUUAAAAGUGAUUUUAUGUCUUAUUGUUUAUCAUUUGUACAAGAAGAUGAAGAAGCUCGAGAAUGUGUUCAUAUUGUAUGGAAUAAAUAUUUACAAUGUGUUGGUGAUGUAUCGAUGAUAUCCGCUUUUUUCGAUACACUUCCAUUUAAUAUGAAAUCGUUAGUAUUUCCUAAAUAUCAAAAUGAAAUAAAUGAAUGGUAUCAAGAUUUAUUUCAUAUUAAUUCUAAUACAAUUCUAUAUUCAACAUUUUAUUCUGAAACAUUUUCACGUAUAAUACGUUAUGCAAUUAAGCAAUCUCAUAAGGAAAAUGAUUUCUUAAAUAAAAAAGCUAUUAUUUAUGUAUCAGUUGAUUUUAAUAAUCAUUUAAAAACUGAUUUAUUAUCUUCAAUACCAAAUAUUAAGUUUCAAACUGUUCAAAAUAAUGUUUUAUUUGAAGAUAUGAUUGAUAUUAAUCAAUUAAAUGAAAUUAUUAAACAUGAUUUAAAUGAUACACAAUCUUAUCCAUGUAUGGUUAUUGCUAAUGCAGGAACUGCUGUAUUAGGUCGUUGUGAUGAAAUAACAAAAAUUAAACAAGUUUGUAAUCAAAAUAAUCUUUGGCUUCAUGUUAUAGGUGAUUUAGUAGGUACAUUAGCAUUAUUAUCAACAGUUAAAGAUACUGUUAAUAUUAAUUGUGAUAGUUUAACAGUUGAUACUGUAAAAUUAUUUGGUAUUCAAAAUUUACCAUAUUUAACAUUUUUUAUUCGUCCAAUAUUAGAUAUAACACAAAAUAAACAAAUCGAAAAUAAUUCUAUACAAGAUGAACAAUUAAAUAAUGAUAAUUCAUCAACAGUAUCAACAGAUAGUACAAAUAGAACAUUAUCAUCAUCAUCAUCUUCUUCCACAACAGCAAAUCAUAAUAAUUCAUCAAUAUCACAUCCAUUUUAUGAUCAUAUUUUACAUAGUCCAUCAAUUAGUUUCUUAAGUCUAUGGUCUAUUAGUCAACGAUGUUCAAAAGCUAAUGUUCUUUAUCAUAUGAAACAUUCAUUUAAUUUAGUAAAUUCAUUAAUGCAACGUUUCAAACAAAUAGGAACAUUAAGAAUACUUAAUGAUGAUAAUAAUCAAGGAAAUUUAACAUUUAAACGUAUUUGUUCAGGUGAUGCACCAGAUGAUCUAUUACCCAAAACUAUUGUUAUUUUUCGCUUUGAAACUAUUGAUGUACCAGAAAUUGAACAUUUGAAUAAUCUUGAUGAUUAUAUUGAUCUUCUUAAUCUCUGGUUAUAUGAUAAACUUUCACAACAAUAUCCUAAGAUGAAUUUACAAUUAAUAAAAAGUGUUCAUUUUCAAAUGUUAAAAUCUAAUAAUAAUAAUGAAAAUAAUCCUACAAAUUUAGCACCAGCACAUGCUAUUCGUUUUGCACCAUUAGAACAUUUACAAGAUGCUAUUGAUGAACAAGAAAUGCAAGCUUUUACGGAUGAUGUACAACGUUAUAGUGAUAUUCUUCUUGCUACAAUGACAGCACGUGCACGUCUUUCAUCAAGUGUAGCUAAAUAUGAAAAUCUUAUUACAAUUCCUAUGUCUCAUUGGGCUGGUAUAGGAGCAGUUCGUUAUAUUCCAACUCGUGAAAAUUCAAUUGAAAAAUCUGAUAUGUCAUCAAAUGAAAUUAAUACAAUUCAAGCUGAAUUAGCAAGAAAAUUACAAACAAAUGAUUCGGCAUUUUCAUUAGGUGGUGGAACAAAUGAACAUGAUUCGAUGUUUUAUUUACGUUUAGGAAUGAUUAGAAAACGUGAUGAUCUUGAUGUAUUAUUACAAAAAAUUGCUGAUGGUGGUAAAGAAACUGAAACGGCAUUAAAAUAUGUUGAAGAUAUGGCAGAAAAAAUUAAAAUAGGAAUAGACAAAGUUCAAAAAGAUUUACAAAAUGAAAAUCAACAAAUACUUGCACAAGAAGGUCUUUUGAGACAAUUACCAGUUAUAUCAAAUAUUAUGUCAUGGUGGAGUCCAUCUCCAACAACAUCACCAUUAGCUACAAAAGGUCGAUCAUUUGAUUUAAAUUCUGGUCGUGUAGAAUCUACUGAAGACACUUAUGCUUAUCGAAUGCAAGUUCAGAAACAAUCACCUCAUGCACCUACGCAUAAUGAUGAUGACGAUGAUGAUCAAAAAAUUAUAACUUCAACAAAUUCUGAUACAAUUUUAAAUUCUACUGAUAGCAAACUUGAACAAAAGGAUAAUCAAUAA